Entrophospora sp. SA101 is the source of this 1261-nucleotide messenger RNA. NCBI's taxonomy places the organism in Eukaryota, Fungi, Glomeromycota, Glomeromycetes, Entrophosporales, Entrophosporaceae. The record is from the annotation of a GenBank genome assembly.
AUGUAUGCUUUUGGUGUGAUCCCUGCCCGGUAUAAAAAUCUCAAUCCUGGACUUGAAACCUAUUUUGCUAUGUGUAGAGGUCUUCAAAAGCCAGGAGUUGAUGUUGCUGCUUGUGAAAUGAAGAAAUGGUUCGAUACGAACUACCACUACAUUGUCCCCGAAUUUGAACCAAACCAGGAAUUCACUCUCAAUUCCGCCAAAAUCAUCAGCGAGUACAAAGAGGCUAAGGCUUUGGGUAUUGAAACUCGUCCAGUGAUUUUGGGCCCAGUCACUUACCUGCUUCUUGGAAAACCAACAAGAGAUGCCCCUCAAGGAUUUGAACCAAUUCAGUUACUGAGCAAACUCAUUCCUUUGUAUGAAAAAUUACUAUCUGAAUUGGCUAAUGCCGGGGCUACAUGGAUCCAAAUGGAUGAGCCAUGCUUAGUACUCGAUCUUCCUUCCACCUUCAAGAAAGAAUAUGCUUCUGCCUAUAAUGCACUUACCAAGGUGUCUGCCCAGUUGAAAAUUUUGGUUGCAACAUAUUUUGAUCACAUUGGUACCAACCUUGAUUUCAUUAUCGACACUCCCAUAAAUGCAAUUCACAUCGAUCUGGUCCGUGCUCCCGGACAAUUGGAACCAAUUUUGAACCGGUUACCUGCAACUGUUUCCCUCUCUCUUGGGUUGAUCAAUGGACGUAAUAUUUGGUUAGCCAAUUUGGAUGCUGUUUUGGCUGAAGCUCAGAAAGCUGUUACUGCUCUUGGUUCUGAACGUGUUUUCAUAGCACCAUCUUGUUCUCUUUUGCACACUCCUCAUUCAAUCCAAGGUGAGAAGAAAAUAGAUUCUGAAAUUUUGGGUUGGCUAUCUUUUGCUGUUGAAAAGAUUAAGGAAGUGGUAACUAUCUCUAGUGUGUUGGCUGAUGGUGAUCAGACAAAGCUUGAGGCUAACCGCAAAUUAGUCCAAGCCCGCAAAAUAUCAUCACGUAUUCAUAAUCCUGUCAAACGUAAAUCUGUUUUCAGCGAAAGACAAAUUAAACAAAAGCAAAAAUUAAAUCUUCCCUCCUUCCCAACAACCACUGUUGGAUCUUUUCCCCAAACAAAAGAAGUUCGUGCUAUCCGUGCUAAGCUCAAGAAAGGUUCUGUAGAUCAAUCACAAUAUGAUAGUUUCAUCAAGGAAGAAAUUGAGAAAUGUAUUCGCUUCCAAGAAGAAAUUGGUAUAGAUGUACUUGUACAUGGAGAAUUUGAACGUAAUGACAUGGUAGAAUUCUUUGGUGAAAAUUUACAAG